AUUGGCGCGCGAGCGCGUCGCGGGUGCCAGCGGCGGCCGCCUCCUUCGUGGCCCAGGCCACCAGAUCUUGGUCUCUGCUGGUGCUCUUCAUCGCGGUCGACGCCGGCCAGGCGCUGACCAUGGACUGGGCCGAGAAGAGGUCCUGGGACCAGACCCGCGCCGGGCAGCAGUACGCCCGGCAGACCGUCCUGGUGCUCAAUUCUCUGCUGUCUAUGCAGGUUCUUGGGGCGCGACUCCUGCGCAGCCUGGCGGCGCUGCUCUUCCAUUGCGACGCUCGGCUCCGCAGUGGAGGACAGGUCAUCCGGGGCGGCACCAGAGUCGUCAUCGCCUCAGCCGGCAGUCAACGGGUUUCAGCGCAAACGGUACUCAGCCAGAGCGCAGGAUCCUGCAGGGUCCUGCAAUGCUGGAUCUUGGCUGCGCUGGGUUUGGGAGGCGCUCCUGGCCCUGGAGGCGGCCUUGCAUAG
Messenger RNA from Prorocentrum cordatum, 464 nucleotides. Lineage: Eukaryota; Dinophyceae; Prorocentrales; Prorocentraceae. The record is from the annotation of a GenBank genome assembly.